This is a messenger RNA of Acanthopagrus latus (yellowfin seabream), 9621 nucleotides long. Its product is annotated as protocadherin-1-like. Lineage: Eukaryota; Metazoa; Chordata; Actinopteri; Spariformes; Sparidae. The record is from RefSeq and is a predicted model, not a curated record. Gene Ontology annotation, cellular component: plasma membrane. Gene Ontology annotation, biological process: homophilic cell-cell adhesion. The transcript is spliced from 6 exons. Gene Ontology annotation, molecular function: calcium ion binding. The coding region runs from base 851 to 4489 and encodes 1212 amino acids.
CAGAGAGACAUAGAGUCAAUAUUGCUCAGGGAGGAGAGAGAGAGAGAGAGAGAGAGAGAGCGAUGACAGAAAAAACAUGUAAAGAUGGAGAAGCAUCGAAACAUUUAAUUUCUGUAUGUGUUGAGGACAUGGAGGGAGAGCAGAGAGGUUUAGACGGUUGGAAUCACACAGUAUGGCGGCUGUGCAGCCGCGCGACCUGCUCCGUGCCGGACCGGUAGGCGGACAGAGUUUGAAGCGGCAGAGCGGCGACAGCGCGUCGGGGUGGAAACUAACCGAACGACCGCUGCUGGCAACUCCCGGACCUACCGGACCUAGUGUUUAUUGCUUGGUCGAUUUUUAACCGUUUUUCUCCCCUUUUUUUCUCCCUCCCUUGUCCCGGUGCUCCGUCCGCUUCCACCACCAUCACCACCACCUCCUCCACCUUCACUGUCUCCAGGAGGAUGCUGUCGGUACAAACCACGCAGUGGUAACUAACCCGCACCCCUCCAAGGAGUAACAGUGAGUGACCCCACUCCGGACGGGUCUUCCCCCGGCUGGGCUCCAGCUCCAGCCUCGGAGAGGAGAGGAGGGUUGACGCGCAGCAGCUCUGGUCACGACAGUAAAACUGGACAGAAAUUUUGAGAGGAUUUGGAGGAAUAAUUACCCCUGCCUGUCCGGCUGGAUUGUUUGAGUUGAUAUCAGGUCUCUUUUUCGGCGUGGAUUGUUAAUUUCGGGUUUUUUUCCCCCGCCCGGAGGUUUGCUCCGCCUGGGUUACCGAGGAGGAGCGGAGCCUGUAGCUGGGCUGGAGCGCUCAGAGCAGGGGAACCACGCAGCUCUCACCCGGUCCAGAGUGGUGCUGUCGAGUGGAAACAUGGCAGCGCUGAGGUGGGAGGUUCUUCUGUACCUGGCGGUCAUCCUGCUGGCCUCCUGCAGCGCCGCGCCCACAGACAUCCUGUACCGGGUUCCUGAGGAACAGCCGCCAAACACAUUGAUUGGCAGCCUGGCGUCAGACCAGGGCCUGCCCGACACCGGCCACCUCUACAAGCUGGAGGUGGGUGCGCCAUACCUGCGAGUGGACGGAAAGACUGGCGACAUCUACACCACUGAGAUCCCCAUUGACCGUGAGACGCUGAGGGACUGCCGCAAUUUAUUUGAGGGCGACAAAUGCUUCCUGGAGUUUGAGGUGUCGAUCACUGACAUGGUGAAAGGAAUCGGCUCGGGGCCGCGGCUGAUCGAGGGACGCAUCGAGGUGCUGGACAUCAACGACAACACGCCACAGUUCUCCUCCCCCAUCCUCACCCUGUCCAUCCCUGAGAACACGCACAUCGGCGCCCUCUUCUCCAUCCCCAUGGCCACCGACAGGGAUUCUGGCUCCAAUGGCGUGGCCGAGUACUCUCUGAGCACUGGGCCAGAUGCCGACCAGCUGUUCAGCCUGCAGGUCGCCGUGGACUCGGACGAGAAGUUGCCUCAGCUGGUCGUCAUGGGCAACUUGGACCGCGAGAAGAAGGACUCGUACGACCUGAACAUCCGGGUAGUGGAUGGUGGGAAGCCUCCCAGGGUGAGCAGUGCUCUGCUGCGGGUCACCGUCACUGACCAGAAUGACAACGCCCCGAAGUUUGAGAGGAGUCACUACGAGGCCGAGCUACCGGAGAACAGCCAGCAGGGACACUCUGUGCUGCAGGUCAGAGCCAAUGACGCAGACACCGGCACCAAUGGAGAGAUUGACUACAGCCUCCAUCAGGCAUCGGACACUGUCCAGAGGCUUCUGCGCAUUGACCGCUCUACAGGCAUCAUCUAUGUCAAGGGCCUUGUGGACCGUGAAGAGGAGAACUUUCUCAAGUUCUUUGUGGUCGCCAAAGAUCGCGGACCCAACUCCAAGAGCUCGAAAGUCCUGGUGACCAUCAAUGUCCGGGAUCAGAAUGACAAUGCACCAGCCAUCGAGAUCCGUGGAAUCGGCUUGGUGAUACACCAGGACGGUGUGGCCAACAUUUCAGAGGACAUGCCUAUUGGCACACCAGUGGCGUUAGUCCAGGUGUCAGACCGUGACGAAGGGGAAAAUGCAGUGGUAACGUGUGUGGUUGCUGGUGACGUCCCAUUCCAGCUCCGGCCUGCCAGCGAGUCAGCCAAUGAUCGGAAGAGGAAGUACUUCCUGCAGACAACAACUCUGCUGGAUUAUGAGCGUGUGAAGGAUUACAGGAUUGAAAUUGUUGCAGUGGAUUCUGGGAACCCUGCCCUAUCCAGCACCAACUCUCUCAGAGUCCAAGUCACAGACAUGAACGACAACACCCCAAACUUUUCCCCUGCGAUGGUCGAGGUGGACUUUGCAGAGGGCAACCAGCCAGGCGACAAGGUGCUGGACGUUAUAGCGACAGAUGCAGACAGUGGCACCAACGCAGAGCUGGCCUACAGCAUCAUCGAGCUCUCCGCAGCCAGGCUGUUUGAAAUUGAUUCCAACACUGGAGAGGUUCGUGUGAAGAACCUCCUGGAUCGAGAGGAGACAGAGCGUUACGAGUUCCGAGUGGCAGCAGCAGACAAGGGCGUUCCGAGCAAAACUGGCACUGCCACAGUGGUGAUUAACGUACUGGACCGCAAUGACAAUGACCCCAAAUUCAUGCUAAGUGGCUACAGCUUUUCUGUCAUUGAAAACAUGGCACCACUCAACCCUGUUGGUGUAGUGACUGUCACUGAUAAUGAUAAAGGGGAGAAUGCCAAAGUGAGGCUGUUUGUGGAACCGGACAACGGCAAGUUUGUGAUCCAGAACGGUACGGGAACCAUCCUGUCCAGUAUCUCCUUUGAUCGCGAGAAGGAGAGCACCUACACCUUCCGACUGAAGGCUGUAGAUGCUGGUGACCCACCUCGAUCCUCCUACGUGGGCGUGACCAUCAAUGUCCUGGACGAGAAUGAUAAUGCCCCUUAUGUCACCAAGCCAGCCAACUCCUCCUACACAUACAUGUCGCCUGUCACUGCACCAGAUACCAGUGUUGAAGUGGUGGAAGCUGAAGACAUUGACUCUGGACCCAAUGCUGAGCUGAUCUACACCAUCACUGGUGGCAACCCAUAUGGCCUAUUCCACAUCUCGCCCAGCAGUGGGGAGAUCACACUGGCACAGGAAUUCACUGGCAAGCACAACGGGCUGCAUCGCCUGGUGGUGAGGGUCAGCGAUAAAGGCAAACCUCCCCGCCACACCACCGCCCUAGUCCACGUUUUUGUCAAUGACACAAAGUCCAAUGUCUCCCUCAUCGAGGCGCUGGUCGGACACAGCCUCUACACCCCUCUGGACCGGGACAUUGCCGGAGAUCCCAACUAUACCCUCACUCAGCGCAGCAACAUCCUGUAUGGCAGCCUGGCCGGUAUUGCUGGUGUGAUUCUGGUGAUUGUAGCCGUGAUGGUCAUAAGACACCGACUGCAGAAGGACACGAAGAGUGGCUACCAGGCCGGCAAGAAGGAGAGUAAGGACCUGUAUGCUCCAAAGCAAGGCCCCAAAAAUGGCAAAGGGAAAAAGAGCAAAAAAGGAAAAGCCCCUAAACCGGCCAAACCGCUGGAGGAGGACGAGGAAGCAAGCUUGCAGAAAGGCCUCAAGUUUAACCUGAUUAACGACAACGUCAACGACAGUCCCAGAAUCCACUUGCCACUUAACUACCCACCAGGAAGCCCCGACUUGGGCCGUCACUACCGCUCCAACUCCCCACUGCCCUCCAUCCAGCUGCAGCCCCAGUCACCCUCCGCCUCCAAGAAGCACCAGGCUGUUCAGGAUCUCCCUGCCACCAACACCUUUGUGGGAACGGGUGACAACAACUCAACAGGCUCCGACCAAUAUUCGGAUUACAGCUACAAGGCCAACCCGCCCAAAUACAGCAGCAAACAGCUCCCCCACCGCCGAGUGACCUUCUCCACGGCCAAUCAGGCGCAGGACCUGCAGGACGCGUCCCAGCACAGCUACUAUGACAGCGGCCUGGAGGAGUCAGAGACGCCCAGCUCCAAGUCAUCGUCAGGGCCGCGGAUUGGCCCGCUGGCGCUGCCGGAGGACCACUACGAGCGGACCACGCCCGACGGCAGCAUUGGCGAGAUGGAGCACCCGGAGAACGACCUCAGGCCUCUUCCCGACGUGGCGAUGACCGGUAACUGCACCCACGAAUGCACUGAGUUCGGCCACUCCGACUCCUGCUGGAUGCCCGGCCAGCCUUCCCCCACCCGCAAGGUGUCCAAGAACGCCCCCAAGCUGUCCACCUUUGUGCCUUACCAGGAGAUGGACGGGCAGGAGCAGCUGAUGGCCAACGGCAGCCCCAAGCCCCUGGCGACAGAGGAGCGUGGGAUGGGAAGUGGCGGCAGCGGCGGUUCCAAAGUGGCCAACAUGCGGUUCAUGACGCCCUACAGCAGUGCCUACCCAGGGGGAGGAGACUCGUCCGGUAAAGACUGUGGGCUGGAGGAGAUCCCACUGAGCCAGGGGGUGGAGUACCACUCGGCCACCACUCCAACCGGCCAGACCUCCAAGAGGGAGAUCUACCUGUGAGGGCGCAGCUCUCCACCUUAACCAUCCCCCCCUACCCCCACCUCCCGACCCCUUCCUCGUCAUCAUCCCCCGUCACUGCUCGCCACCACUUGUCCCGCCCCGCCCCCUCACUGCCGCCCCCUGUGCCUAUUAUUCGCUGUGCCGCAGCACUGAUGCCCCUUCUUCCUUUUUAUAACUGCAUCCACCGUACAAGGCUUUAGACCCUCGCCCCACUGACACCGCCGCCACCACCCCCCUCUAGAAACCAAUCAAAUGUAAAAUAGAAUUAAUAAAAAUCAAUUGAAGAAAAACACGCGGCUCCUGCUGCUGCGGAAGGAAUGUAAACUACACCACAUCGUUGUGAUAAUUUAAUGGGAAACUAUUUAGCUACUGACGUAUUUGAGUUGGAUUUUUGUGCGUUGCUUUAGGCUAUGUCGCUGUGUUGGAACAGAAAAAGAAAAAUACACCUUCUGGGGGAGAAGGAAAACAACAUCUUGUAAAUCCUACUUAAGUAUACUGUGUAAUGCUAUCUAUCCUGAUUUUUUUUUUUUUUUUUUUUUCAAUUUGUUUGAUUUUUUUUCGUUAUCAUUUUUCUCUGUCGACUUCGGAGCCUCCGGGGAAUACAUUUUUGAGCUGAGUUGCAUCAAAUCAACCGGGCUCGUUUUUAUCAGAAACAGCUUGUCGACGAGACGUUUGCAGAAAUGCGGCUGUUUUCCAACCUCCGGAGUUGCUGGUGAGAAAUCUUUCAGGUCUGUUCAUUUUCUUGCCGUGAAGAGGUCCUUUUUUCAGUGUACAGAGCUGUAAAUACUACAAACAGUGACAGAGGAAACUGCUGUGGCUGUAAGUGUGGAUCCGUGGCUGUCGUGCUGUCUGGAGAUCUUCAUGUUACGUCAGAUUGAUGGACUAAAAACCUUCGCAUGUACAGAGAAAUGGCGCCGCAGCAUUAGCCGCCACACUGCAGGAACCUGGACUCUUGAGCAUCACCAACGGUGCCCAGUUACAAACACAAGACUUUUUAUUAUUUUUUUUUUCUCUCUCCUCUACAACUUUACAACGCACUUGAAUCUGGGUUCAUGAGGGGACAAAACCAUUUGAGGUGAACCAAUACCAAUUUAUUCAGAACCGAAGGAGUUCUUAAGUGCUUCAGUGGACGAGUAUCAAGCUACCAAUUCUAUUGUUAAUGCUCUUGUCAGUAGUAUACCAUGGAAUGAAAACUCAACAUGAAAGUGUGUGUGACAGUUAAAUUUAUUCUCACGGAAAACCAUCAAAAAUUUAAAACGUCCCAAUUUUGGUUUUCAUGUGUAAACAAUGAAAUUUCCCUUUCCUGAUUUUAGUUAAACAGACAAACAGACGUUCACAUGUGAAAAGUCUGAAACUCCCACUAGCUUCUCCCUUCAGGUGUUCAAAUCAAAAAACAUUUGGUUCCAGCUCAACUGAAGUGAAAAUGAGCUGUUGUUUUUAUCACAUUAAACUGAAUAUCUUUGACAUUUGAAAACAUUUGAAACCUUUACCACAGGCUCUGGAAAAUGUAGACUUUUUCACAUAUCUUUACUUUUUAGAGACUACACGAUUAACUGAUGAAUGAAUUAAGAAAAAUCAUUAAUAGUUCAUUAUUCACCACGAUACAAACUAUUCUCUUAGCCUCACGUGAUAAGAAUUUAAAAUUUGUCAGCCUUGAAUGAGGUGCAAGAAGGAAGGUCGAGGCAAAUCAAUUGGGGGUUCAUCAUCUGGGGAGCAGGAAUCAGAUCGGUAAAUGCCACGGCAGAUUGCUGCUUGGAUUUGGAUAUUUGGAUCUGCUUGAGUUGAAGCAGAAACAUCAGAUCUGGUUCUCACCAAUUGUUAAAAUCUUCCCACAAGAACAGGUUUUAAAGCUUGAUUCAUAAAUGAUGUGUUGGUUAACGUGUGCUGUGGUUUCAGAGCAGCAGCUUCUUUGCUGAUCCUGAUGCGUCCACCUCCACACAACACAGCUGGGCUGUUUCAGUGUUAUUUGUGGUAACUGUGGUGAAUGUUACCCCGCUGCGUUCUAGAGCUUGAAGGAAGAGCUCUCCGGUCAGUGUCGCCUCUCGUUAGUUCCCACCUCUUUACCUCCUCAGUGUGAGGCCGAGCUGUUUGACGUUUAGCAGAAGUAUUUAUUAAACCUGUUAGCUCAGUGCAGCGGGGGAGGUGGGCGCCGCUUCCCGCGGUGCUGCAGUCGCACAGGAAUGCAGGAUUAAUGACACCUGUACGGGCCUCAGUCCACCAACACCCACUCCACAUCGCGCCGCGGAGAAACUCUAAUUACAGCCCGAGGCUCUGCACGUUACCGCCGAUAAUUUGCGCCAGUAAAAGCGCGCUGGUUUGGUAGUUCAUUCAUUCUGAGGCUGGUGUUAAUGGCUGCUGAGGGUAAUGUGAGAUUUCACCUGUAGUGAUGCACACCAGCUGAGCCUGGAUGGAUGAAAGGAGAGACACAGUGAGACAGCGCUCUGCUAACAAUCUCUCUAACAAGUCAUUUAGUCUCUCGCUGAGUUAAAAAGUCUUAAAACAAAGCAAGAAAUCAUCCUGCGGAGGGAGAUUAUUUCACCGGCUCCCAAUACAAAUCAGCUUUAUUCACGUGUUGUAAAACAUGCAAGGAAAAGAAUGAAUGUGAUUAAUUAUCAGAGUUAUUUUUUUUUUUUUUUACUUUAACAAAACUCGGUGGGUAGUUAAACCUUUAGUUUGUAUUCGGUCAGGUAAUAUUGAGUUAACAGUGAUUUUGCUGUUGUGAACUUCACUGAAGUUGCUCCAGAAACAUUAUACUCCUAAAAAAUGUUGUAAUGAAAAACAACAGAUAGAGAACUGAACUGAUGAGUAUAAAUAAAAUCCUUAUGAUAGCCAUCCAGAGGAGACAUUGAUUAUCACUUUUUAGUCUUGCAGACAUUUUUUCCACUUGAGAGUUUUCUUGGCCAAGUUUUCUCUCUUCUCCCAUCAGAGCAGCAGGAUGAGAGUCACCUCGUGUCCUAGUCAUACUUGAUGAUUUUGCUCUGAUGAUGACUUCAUGCUGAAGCACAUUUGUCAGUUAGUCUGUUAGUUUUUUAAAAGUCAGUCUUUGUAGUUUCUCCCAUUUAGAACUCAGAAGUCAAACUUGCGUCUUCCUGGUCCUGCCUCAUUCAACGUCUUUACUCGUGUCUAGAAACUUCCUGAAACAAAGAAAGCUGCUGUGGGAUUAUCUCGGCCCUGUUGGCAGAGAAGACUCGACGGCUGAAUAUGAGACUAAAUGACUUGUCAUUUGUUUUAUUGCGGCGUGUGUGAUGCGAACAUCCACCCUCCAGAAUCACACAGGGAACAUCAAAGCGCCACCGCCGGGCUGCGACGCCUUCGUGGUCUAAACAGGCAGCAAAACGGGGCCAUCUGCCGGGUCGCCGAGGGGUCGCUCUAUCUCGUUUUAUUAGGCAAAUAAUCACUUUCGCCGAGCGCGUCGGACCGCUUCAUUCCGCUUCUUUUCUUUUGUUUUUUUUUUUUUAAUGUCGGCUCAUUUCAGCUCUGCCGGAUAAUUGGUUUUUAUUGUACAUACGUCUGUUUGAAGCUGGAUGUGUGGGGUGUGUGUGUGGCUGUUAACGCGAUUCAAAACACGACUCCUCCGAUCUCUGAAGGUGAUUUGAUUUAUCGUCGACGUGUCUGCCUCUUCAGAAACCACACACAGUCGCAGUAUUCCCCUGCAGAUAAAUCAACCAUCAUUCAACCCUCCCAGUGACAGAGAUUUAGAGUUCACGGGCGCCGCCGCGCUCCCCCGCGCUCCCCAUCUUCCUCUGGUGAUUUAACGCCUCCGCUCAGAACUCUGAUUGAUUAUUUACAGGCCCAACAUGGAGGUCCUCAUCGACUCUCCUCCUUCCUUUUCCCCCUCGACACGCUUCACAGUUUCAUCAUAAACAAGUCAUUUUUUCCUCUCCAUGAUUCCCGCUCGCCGCCCGGCCGACCGCUGCGCUCCCAGGCGGCAGGUGUGUUAUGCUGUGUAAGGUAAAGAUAGAGGAGAGAGGUCAGAGUCAUGUAGCGUCAGUUUAACCUCAACUCUUUGGCACCAAUUAACCCCAGAAGAAGAAAAGUGACCUCUGGUGACCCCUGAUGACUCGGUGACCUCUGGUGUUGCUGUUGGCUUUGAGCUCAAAACAAAACCUGAGAGCAGGAAGGCAAACACAUACCCUCCUGCUCUCAGGCGUGUGUGUGUGUGCUUGUGCGUGUGUGUGUGUGUGUGUGUGUGUGUGUGUGUGUGUGUGUGUGUGUGUGUGUGUGUGUGUGUGCGCGCGCGUGCCAACAAUAGUGGGAAAGAUGCAGACUAAAUGGCCAAAAGUAUGUGGACAUGCCAACAAAUGUAAGCAGCUGUUUACUCUGCUGUAGGGGAGCUGAUCUCAUUCAGACAUCAGCAACAGUGAGAUCUUCUCAGAGACGAUGCUCGACUCCAUCCCAAAGGUUUGCAUGGAGUGUUAGGUCAGACCAGUCUCAUUCCCCGACACCAGACUGGGAAAACCAUUACUUCAUGCAGUUGAGGAUGGACUAAGACACAUACCUUUGGCCGUUUAGUCUCCAAAUCUGUAGUUUGGAUUCCGUGUUUUUCAGCCCUGAUGGCUCUGCCAUUGUUAGACUAUCACAAGUGUAUCAGCAAAGAUCAACAGAUCAUUGGUUUAAUGUCCUGGCAUCAGUCACUUACAUUACAUUUCUCACAGCAGCUAACAGUGAGCAAAAAAAUAGUUGAACAGAUGAAGAGUUUCCUCUACGUAAUCAAAUUUUUUCAGAGGUGUUAUUGAUCACAGAACUUCACUCGCUUCCCUGUUAAGUGGUGAAAAGUCUACAUUUUACCCUUUAGCCCUAUAGUUUAACCACAUCCUCGUGGAUGUUUCUACACAUUUACAGUACACAUAGUAAAUAUGUGUGUGUGUGUGUGUGUGUGCGUGUGUAUGUCAGUGUGCAUCAGGAUGAUCCUGAGCUUUUUGGUCUUGAGGCUUCCUGUCAGACUACAAACACUUCCUGCUCCCUGGAGGAACACCUGAACCCUCAAUACACCCCACCAAUCCCCACUGCCAACUACCCAUCAAGCCCCAGGAGAGCUGCUGUCACACACACUGACAGCCUGUGUGUGUGUGUGUGUGUGUGUGUGUGUGUGUUCAGCAGGUGUCUCCGUCCAUCUCCUGUCCCUUCACUUU